This is a messenger RNA of Pseudovirgaria hyperparasitica, 2162 nucleotides long. RefSeq lists its product as uncharacterized. The annotation marks the transcript as partial. The record is from RefSeq and is a predicted model, not a curated record. The transcript has 2 exons. NCBI's taxonomy places the organism in Eukaryota, Fungi, Ascomycota, Dothideomycetes, Acrospermales, Acrospermaceae.
UCCCUCUCUACUCUUCAUCAGGGGUCUGGCCAUACAAAUAGGUGAAAGUACAUCUAUAUCAUCGCACUACAACUCGACACCGACAAUCACUCGAAGCAUCCUCAAGACCAUCUGCUUCACUACACCACCACUACUUCCCCGUAUCUCGGUUUUCCGAACCCCACAUUUCCAUUGUUUGUCUGGGGGAUCCUAAUAUAAGACCUGAAGCUUCAGACCCUGUGUUACGCUCCUGCGACACACAACCCCACGGAGCUGGUUUCUCUCUGUUAUUAUUGUUCUCACGAUGAUUCGUUCACACAUCAUGCCUUCAUACCUGGACUUCAACGCUCAUCCGUCCGCGCUCCCUCAGUCACGAUCUCGUUCCUCUGGAGCAUCUGCCAUGGCCGCGUCUAUUGGAAAUCAAGUUGGCCACAAGAUCAAAAGCACUUUGAUGCAAGGACGUCCUAAUGUCGAUAUCGAGUUGAAUAGUGCCCAUGGCAUUCAUGGUUCCUUUAUGACUUCCUACUCGACCAUGGACAAGAUCGAGGGCACCGUCAACAUCACUGCCACCCAGGACACCAGGUUUGACGAGCUGGAUAUCACCUUUGUCGGCAUAUGCAAGACUUAUGUCGAUCGCCUGACUUCCACCCCAUCUCUUGGUGGAGGCCGGACCACUGCGACCCACAGGUUCCUACGCCUCAGCCAACCUAUCAAUGAAGAAGACCUACCCCACCCACGCAUCUUUGCAGCUGGCCAGACUUAUAAGUUUCCAUUUACCUUUGUUGUCCCUCAACAUCUUCUACCUCGUGCUUGCUCUCACAAAGUGGAUAACGAUACCGUUCGUGAUGCUCAUCUUCGACUGCCCCCUAGCAUGGGAGACCCUGAAGUCUCCGGAUUUGCCAGUAAUCUGCUCGACGAUAUGGCUCCGGAGAUGGCUAAAGUCCUGUAUGUCAUAAAGGUCCGGGGACUUCAGUAUCGGCCAGAGGAUGACGAAGCCCUAAUUGUCGUCGAUCGCGUCAGGAAGGUCCGAAUCAAGCCUGCAUUCGAGGAACAGCCUCCUUUGAGUGUCGAUGUGGCUGGCGCUUCGGAUUAUCGACUUAGACAAGUAAAGACCAUACGUAAGGGGUUGCUGAAGGGAAAGAGCGGAACAUUGAUUAUGGAAGCAUCGCAGCCGAAACCUCUACAUCUUCCUGGCGCACGCACUGGCGAAGCGCCUGUUCCAAUAUCUACCGUCGCUAAAGUUGUGCUUCGUUUUGAUCCGACCGACGAUUCGCAACAACCGCCAAAGCUGGGAUCCCUCACAUCCAGACUCAAGGUGAUCACCUUUCACUCUUCUGUACCAAGAACUUGUUUUCCAGUCAAGAGCACUCUCGCAUAUGAUAUCUCCCAAGGAUACUAUUGCAUGGCUCUUCCUCUGGCGUCCAGAUGUAUUGCUAAUACACAAUGGGAACGUCAAGAUGGCUCGUCUUCUCCAGUCUUCCGUCGAGACUCAGCCGCCUCAACCGUAGAAUCGUCCUUGACCGGGAUCCCAGCCCCAAGCGACAACUACCACGGCAAGACAUUCUACACCGCAAGAAUACUUGUUCCCAUCACCCUUCCCUAUAACAAAAACUUCCUUCCAACUUUCCACUCGUGUCUCAUCUCCCGGACCUACACCCUAUCCUUGUCGCUUUCGACGCCCACAUCUUCUCUUGCGUCGGCCUUGACUCUCAAGGUCCCGAUCCAAGUCUCACAGGGAGUAAGUCCUGAGGCAUCUGCCACCAUAGACGAGGAACUCGAGGCGGCACAGGACGUUGAGGACAUGAUGCGACCGCGAUUUGUCUCUCCACCGAGCGAUGAGUAUGGCAACAGCCAGUCGAUGGACACCGAUCUUCCACCGCAAUACACUUUCUUUGCGCCGAGGACUUACGCCACUAAUAUUAGUGUGCUAGGAUAGUCUUGCAGUUCAGCUACUAAUAUAGGUCAUUUAUUUCAUUUGCUCAUGGGUGGAAUAUUGAUAUCUUACGUAAAAUACCCAGAUUGAUUAUCUUCGGCGUUCAGGGCAGUUUGAAAGAUGGUCUGCAUCGUACAGCGUUCACGACGUGCGACAGCGUAUCUGUACUGGGCUGGCUAGCUUUGAGUUGUAUAUGAAUCAGCAAUACCUACUUAAUAUAAUAUAUAAACCUCGUAUGAAAUCAUAGCAG